AUUCUGAGCAGGCUGCUCUGACUCCGACCGCUGGCUGUUCCGUGCAGGCUGUCCCUCUCCUUCAAAACCGUGCAUCCCCUCCCCGAAGCAGCAGGCAGUGUGCCUCCAUUCAGCCACGUUUGGUAUGCAUGAGCACGGCUGCAGGGAGAGGGGAGGUGGCUUUCUUAAGAAGGUUCAGUGGCUCAGGCAGCGCCACUUGACUAGUCUCCCAAGUUGCAGGAAGCCUUUGCCCUGAUGGAAUUCUCAGGUGUGGAGAUGACCAUGGGAUGCCAGGGCUGUGGGGGACCGUUUAUUUUCUAGGCACUGCUCAGGUUUGCGGCUUCUGGUUUUCCCGGUGGAAUUUGGACGGGGUCAUGAAUCAAACUGAUGCUCCUCGACCCCUAAACUGGACCAUCCGGAAGCUGUGCCACGCAGCCUUUCUCCCAUCUGUCAGACUUCUUAAGGCUCAGAAGUCCUGGAUAGAAAGAGCGUUUUAUAAAAGAGAAUGUGUUCACAUCAUACCCAGCACCAAAGACCCCCAUAGGUGUUGCUGCGGGCGUUUAAUAGGCCAGCAUGUCGGCCUCACUCCCAGUAUCUCAGUUCUUCAGAAUGAGAAAAAUGAAAGUCGCCUCUCCCGAAAUGACAUCCAGUCUGAGAAGUGGUCCAUCAGCAAGCACACUCAACUCAGCCCCACAGAUGCUUUUGGGACCAUUGAGUUCCAAGGAGGCGGCCAUUCCAACAAAGCCAUGUACGUACGAGUAUCUUUCGAUACAAAACCUGAUCUCCUCCUACACCUGAUGACCAAGGAAUGGCAGUUGGAACUUCCCAAGCUUCUCAUCUCAGUUCAUGGGGGCCUACAGAACUUUGAACUCCAGCCAAAACUCAAGCAAGUCUUUGGGAAAGGUCUCAUCAAAGCAGCCAUGACAACUGGAGCAUGGAUAUUCACUGGAGGUGUUAACACAGGUGUUAUUCGUCAUGUUGGAGAUGCCUUGAAGGACCAUGCAUCUAAGUCUCGAGGGAAGAUAUGUACCAUAGGUAUCGCCCCUUGGGGAAUUGUGGAAAACCAGGAGGACCUGAUUGGAAGAGAUGUUGUCCGGCCAUAUCAGACCAUGUCCAAUCCCAUGAGCAAGCUCACUGUUCUCAACAGCAUGCAUUCUCACUUCAUUCUGGCCGACAAUGGGACCACCGGAAAGUACGGAGCAGAGGUGAAACUUAGGAGACAACUGGAAAAGCAUAUUUCACUCCAGAAGAUAAAUACAAGAUGCCUGCCGUUUUUCUCUCUUGAUUCCCGCUUGUUUUAUUCAUUUUGGGGUAGUUGCCAAUUAGACCCAAUUGGAAUCGGUCAAGGCGUUCCAGUGGUGGCACUCAUUGUGGAAGGAGGACCCAAUGUGAUCUCAAUUGUCUUGGAAUACCUUCGAGAUACCCCUCCCGUGCCAGUUGUUGUCUGUGAUGGGAGUGGACGGGCAUCCGACAUCCUGGCAUUUGGGCAUAAAUAUUCAGAAGAAGGCGGACUUAUAAACGAAUCUUUGAGAGACCAGCUAUUGGUGACCAUUCAGAAGACUUUCACAUACACUCGAACCCAAGCUCAGCACCUGUUCAUCAUCCUCAUGGAGUGCAUGAAGAAGAAGGAAUUGAUUACAGUAUUUCGGAUGGGAUCAGAAGGACACCAGGACAUUGAUUUAGCCAUCCUGACAGCUUUGCUUAAAGGAGCCAAUGCCUCGGCCCCAGACCAACUGAGCUUAGCUUUAGCCUGGAACAGAGUCGACAUCGCCCGCAGCCAGAUCUUUAUUUAUGGGCAACAGUGGCCGGUGGGGUCUCUGGAGCAAGCCAUGUUGGAUGCCCUAGUUCUGGACAGAGUGGAUUUUGUGAAAUUACUCAUAGAGAAUGGAGUAAGCAUGCACCGUUUUCUCACCAUCUCCAGACUAGAGGAAUUGUACAAUACGAGACAUGGGCCCUCAAACACAUUGUACCACUUGGUCAGGGAUGUCAAAAAGCGAGAAUAUCCAGGUUUCGGUUGGAUCUAUUUUAAGGGGAACCUGCCCCCAGACUACAGAAUCAGCCUGAUAGACAUCGGCCUGGUGAUCGAGUACCUGAUGGGAGGGGCUUAUCGCUGCAACUACACGCGAAAGCGCUUCCGGACGCUCUACCACAAUCUCUUUGGCCCCAAGAGGCCCAAAGCCUUGAAACUGCUGGGAAUGGAGGAUGAUGUUCCCUUGAGGCGAGGAAGAAAGACAACCAAGAAGCGUGAAGAAGAGGUGGACAUUGACUUGGAUGACCCUGAGAUCAACCACUUCCCUUUCCCUUUUCAUGAGCUGAUGGUGUGGGCCGUCCUGAUGAAGCGGCAGAAGAUGGCCCUGUUCUUCUGGCAGCACGGCGAGGAGGCCAUGGCCAAGGCCUUGGUGGCCUGUAAGCUCUGCAAAGCCAUGGCCCACGAGGCUUCCGAGAACGACAUGGUUGAUGACAUCUCCCAGGAGCUGAACCACAACUCCAGGGACUUUGGCCAACUGGCCGUGGAGCUCCUGGACCAGUCCUACAAGCAGGAUGAGCAGCUGGCCAUGAAACUGCUGACGUAUGAGCUGAAGAACUGGAGCAACGCCACAUGCCUGCAGCUCGCAGUAGCUGCCAAGCACCGUGACUUCAUCGCACACACAUGCAGCCAGAUGUUGCUCACGGACAUGUGGAUGGGUCGGCUCCGGAUGCGCAAGAACUCAGGCCUCAAGGUAAUUCUGGGAAUUCUACUUCCUCCUUCAAUUCUCAGCUUGGAGUUCAAGAACAAAGAUGACAUGCCCUAUAUGACUCAGGCCCAGGAAAUUCACCUCCAAGAGAAGGAGCAAGAAGAACCGGAGAAGCCCACGAAGGAAAAAGACGAAGAGGACAUGGAACUGACAGCAAUGUUGGGACGAAACAACGGGGAGUCCUCCAGGAAGAAGGAUGAAGAGGAAGUUCAGAGCAGACACCGGUUAAUCCCCCUGGGCAGAAAAAUCUAUGAAUUCUACAAUGCACCCAUUGUGAAGUUCUGGUUCUACACUCUGGCGUACAUCGGAUACUUGAUGCUCUUCAACUAUAUCGUGUUAGUGAAGAUGGAGCGCUGGCCUUCCACCCAGGAAUGGAUCGUCAUUUCCUAUAUUUUCACCCUGGGAAUAGAAAAGAUGAGAGAGAUUUUGAUGUCAGAGCCAGGGAAAUUGCUACAAAAAGUAAAGGUGUGGCUGCAAGAGUACUGGAAUGUCACAGACCUCAUAGCCAUCCUUCUGUUCUCUGUUGGAAUGAUCCUUCGUCUCCAAGACCAGCCCUUCAGGAGUGACGGGAGGGUCAUCUAUUGUGUGAACAUCAUUUAUUGGUACAUUCGUCUAUUAGACAUCUUCGGCGUGAACAAGUAUUUGGGCCCAUAUGUAAUGAUGAUUGGAAAAAUGAUGAUAGACAUGAUGUACUUUGUCAUCAUUAUGCUGGUGGUGCUGAUGAGUUUUGGGGUCGCCAGGCAAGCCAUCCUGUUUCCCAACGAGGAGCCAUCAUGGAAAUUGGCCAAGAACAUCUUCUACAUGCCCUAUUGGAUGAUUUAUGGGGAAGUGUUUGCAGACCAGAUAGACCCUCCCUGUGGACAGAAUGAGACUCGAGAGGAUGGUAAAAUAAUCCAACUGCCUCCCUGCAAGACAGGAGCCUGGAUCGUGCCGGCCAUCAUGGCCUGCUACCUCCUAGUGGCAAACAUCCUGCUGGUCAACCUCCUCAUCGCUGUCUUUAACAAUACAUUUUUUGAGGUAAAAUCAAUAUCCAACCAAGUGUGGAAGUUUCAGAGGUAUCAGCUCAUCAUGACUUUCCAUGAAAGGCCCGUUCUGCCCCCACCUCUGAUCAUAUUCAGCCACAUGACCAUGAUAUUCCAGCACCUGUGUUGCCGAUGGAGAAAACACGAGAGUGACCCAGAUGAAAGGGACUAUGGCCUGAAGCUCUUCAUAACUGAUGAUGAGCUCAAGAAAGUACAUGAUUUUGAAGAGCAGUGCAUAGAGGAAUAUUUCAGAGAAAAGGAUGACCGAUUCAACUCGUCCAAUGAUGAGAGGAUACGAGUGACUUCAGAAAGGGUGGAGAACAUGUCCAUGCGGCUGGAGGAAGUCAACGAGAGGGAACACUGCAUGAGGGCCUCGCUCCAGACCGUGGACAUCCGGCUGGCGCAGCUCGAGGACCUCAUCGGGCGCAUGGCUACAGCUCUGGAGCGCCUGACGGGUCUGGAGCGGGCCGAGUCCAACAAAAUCCGCUCGCGGACCUCCUCAGACUGCACAGACGCAGCCUACAUUGUCCGCCAGAGCAGCUUCAACAGCCAGGAGGGGAACACCUUCAAGCUCCAAGAGAGUAUAGAUCCUGCAGGUGAGGAGACCUUGUCCCCAACUUCUCCAACCCUAAUGCCCCGUGUGCGAAGCCAUUCUUUCUAUUCAGUCAGUAUGAAAGACAAAGGUGGGAUAGAAAAGUUGGAGAGUCUUUUUAAAGAAAGGUCCCUGAGCCUACACCGGGCCACUAGUUCCCACUCUGUAGCAAAAGAAUCCAAAGUUCCUGCAGCCCCUGCAAACACCUUGGCCAUUGUUCCUGAUUCCAGGAGACCGUCUUCAUGUAUAGACAUCUAUGUCUCUGCCAUGGAUGAGCUCCACUGUGAUAUAGACCCUCUGGACAAUUCCAUGAACAUCCUUGGGCUGGGAGAGCCAAGCUUUUCGGCUCCAGUAUCUUCCACAGCUCCUUCAAGUAGUGCCUAUGCAACUCUUGCACCCACAGACGGACCUCCAAGCCGGAACACUGAUUUCGAGGACAUCACCUCCAUGGACACUAAAUCUUUUUCUUCAGACUAUACCCACCACCCGGAAUGCCAAAACCUGUGGGACACUGACCCUCCAAUGUACCACACCAUCGAGCGUUCCAAAAGUAGCCGCUACCUAGCCACCACCCCCUUCUUUCUAGAAGAGGCCCCCAUCGUGAAAUCUCACAGCUUUAUGUUUUCUCCUUUGAGGAGCUAUUAUGCCAACAUUGGGGUGCCUGUGAAAACAGCAGAAUACACAAGUAUUACAGACUGUAUUGACACAAGGUGUGUCAAUGCCCCUCAAGUGAUUGCUGACAGAGCCACCUUCCCAGGAGAUCUCGGAGGAAAAGUGGAGGACUCAUCAUGCUGCCAUCCCGAACGAGAAGCAGAACUGAGUCACCCCAGCUCUGACAGUGAGGAGAGUGAGGCCAAGGGCCGGAGAGCCGCCAUUGCAAUACGCCCCCAGGAGGGUGAUAAUUCAGACAGAACCCUGUCCAACAACAUCACAGUUCCCAAGCUAGAGCGUGCCAGCAGCUACUCAGCAGAGGAGCCAAGUGUGCCAUAUGCACACACCAGGAAGAGCUUCUCCAUCAGUGACAAGCUCGACAGGCAGCGGAACGCAGCAAGCCUGAGAAAUCCCUUCCAGAGGAGUAAGUCCUCCAAGCCAGAGGGCCGAGGGGACAGUCUGUCCAUGAGGAGACUCUCCAGAACCUCCGCUUUCCACAGCUUUGAAAGCAAACACAACUAAACCUCCCAGUAAGCUUUGCAGGAGGCUCAAGAAUCCAGCCCUAAAAGUCUCCCCCAAAUUCACCUGUUCCCGUUUCUUGAAACUUAUCUGCUUUAUUCUUAGCUGAGCAAAACAAAUAUUGCUUUGGGAGGAGUUAAUUCAAAGGUGACUUCUGGGCAGAGAUCAAGAAAGCAUUUGUUCUGGCCCAGUGCCAAACAUGGGAUUUAAGUCAUGUUCACACUUGAUGGGCAGGGAGGGGAAAGAGGGAGAAGAAGGGUUGAGAUGAAUGUGUAUCACUAGUCACUUCAGAAAGCCAUGAGUUCUGGGAAUGAAUGGGGCUUCAAGCACUGUCCGUGCCAGGAGUCAUCUUUCCAUUUCUGACCGUUAUCGAGAGUUUUAGGAUGCAGGGCUAAAUUGCAAAAAUAAAAUAGAACAGCCAGCAUACAAAUGAGAUAUUCUAAACUUUCAAUUCUGUUUUCUUUUCACAUUGGCUCCAUCACUGGUGACUGAUGAAGAGCAUCCUUUUUAUUCAGUAUAAGCCGGCAGCAAGCAGUUCUACCUAACGUCCCACAUCCUUCUCAUGCCAACACUUCUGUAAUUGAUCAUUAUAAAGAAAAAACAAGGUAACAGUCAUAGUUCACCUGUCUCUUAUAUAUUCGUUUCUGGUGCCACAACUUUUAUCUUUUUUGAAGAAAAGGGAAAAGAAAUGCCUUUUUGUAUUGCAAUCAAAAUGAAAGAAGAAUUGAUGUUAAAAACAGAUGUCAAGUGGUUUAUUAUAAACAGUGGGCAUUCAAGUAUAGUCAAGCAAGCUCAGGAUGAAUGUAAUUAAAUAAUUUUAUAUUUUUUAAUUUAUUUUGUAUCUCACCUGUCAUCAGUGAAGCCACUCACUGAAUAUGUAAUAGUGAACUUAAAAAAAUAGUAGGCAGAACUCACCUAAAACUGCCAUAUGGGAUACUGUUAUCUUCUCACCAUCCAUGUCAUGUGUGAUGCUGCUGUGUGACCUUCAUCAUUUGUAUGAGUCUACCAUGUCUUCUGAACGUCUCCAGGAUGUAACUGCCAAUUUUCCGUACCACUCAUCACGCGAGCAUUUUGUAUAUGAAUAUCUGGUUACAUGUAGAUAUUUUCAUACCUAGAGUUUUGCCAUUUAAUCUGAGCUCAGCGUAAAUUUAAUUGGAGUUUUUCAAGGGCUGGUAUCUUUUUUAUGGGAUGUUCCAAAGCACUUUUUAAGGAAGUUUCAAAACCAUAAAUAACCUUAGAAUUGACUGGGAGUUUGGUAUCAACCCAAGCCAUCAGUUGCACGCAUACCAUGAAUAUUUUUCUUAUACACAGAGUUAUAAAAAAGAUACAGUAGACUAAAAUAGAAAACAAAUAAACAUGUAAAGAGUUCUGUAGUAUAUGCUGCUUAUAUACAUAUAUAUGCAUUUACCCAGGGAGACAUGUUAAUAUAUAGUAUAUAAACAGACAUAUAGAGCUUUCUUAAAAGGCUUGGACUUUUCUAUCACCUUGAGAUAUAACCAGGAUUUUUUAAUAUCCAAGGAGUUCCAUUGAAAGAAUUCAUUAUGUUAAAUUUUGACAGAUGUUGAAAUUAUGAAUUUUUUAAAUCCCUAUGACCUCAGCUUUUCCUUGUACCAAACUAGAACAUGACUCACUACCUUCCCUCUGCCCCUUUUUGUGCGGAAGCACUUGCUGUCAUGACGUCUCAUUUAGUCUGGUUUCUCCUACACAAAGCGAUUAUGCCAAGUACAAUCAGAAUAGACAAGCCAGUCUAAGCCAGAUAGUAUUAUGGACUCGAGAAUAUAGGCAUACGUUUCUAGAUCCGAAUCUGAAUUUAAAGUGGGAUAAAGAAAUCUUCGGAUUCCUAUUUGGAUCACUGAUUUCAAAGCGAACAAAGAUCUUUAAGGAAAAGGACUUAAUGUCUCUGACCCCAAAUACUACCUGGCUCUUUUGUUUCUCUGUAGUUAUGAACUCCAAAUUGUCUCAUUAUGUGAAAUCAAGUAAGUACAUGGACAAAAUCUCUAGCCUUUAAAUAUUUAAACAAAACCCAAAACCUUCUGAACAAGCUUUUCAGUUGUAGAGAUAAUGAUGUGGCCACAUAUAAAGAAUUAAAGAAUUCCUUCUUCACUCCUUGGAUUUAAGUGAAUAAGAAAUAAGUCACCAGAGUCCCUCAUAUAUAAUUGCUCUAGAAACACUUAAAUUUUUAUUGAACUCCAUAUUGGCUAUUUCCCCCUCAGCGAACACACAUUUGAGAAUAGAUCAGUUGCCCUUAAACUUCCUUGAGUCACGAAUCUCUAUGAGGAUCUAAUGAAACCUCUGGGCCCGCUUCCCAGAAAAAAAUGUACAUACAUGCAAAGUUGCAAUAUACCUUAAAGGGUUCAUGCACCCCUGGUUCCAUAUUGAUUGAUAAUGAGGAGGAGGAACCAUGUUUGUUCAUAAUCAACGCAGUUGUAAUAGGCACUUGACAUUUCAAGACCAUUCCUCGGUGACUCUCGGGAAGGCCAAGUCUCAGCACCAGAGUUUGAACCAAGAUUUUGUUAUUUUUGUUCCUUAGAUUAGCUUUUGCUAGUUUGAUGUACUUACAUCCUAACACUUUGAUGGUUUUACGUAUGGAGCACAUUUACAAAGCCAGAAGCCUCUCUAAAUCUGUAGAGGAAUCUAAGAAGGAGGUGAAAUCGUUAUUCUUUGACCACAGAGCAGGAUAUCACAGCACCUCCAGGGCCUCAUUCUGGACCAGAUUGAAAGUAGGGGAAAGAAAUUAUGAGCAUGAGUGUUUCCAUUCAUCGUGAUUUCUGGAGAGAACCGAGCAGAACCUGGGAAACAAAGUAUUUAACAGCCCUGACCUUGUGACUACCUGGUCCUUUUGUUGUGCAUGAAAAUGAAGUUCUUACAUCUUUUGUGAAGUGUGUGAAAUAUAUAAGCCAAAUUUAAGUGACUUUAAACACAACCCGUGUAACUUUCAUGAGCCAUUUCUUUCCUGUGCACUUACAUGUGUAUUAUGUUUCCAUCCAUUUCUUUCCAUUUCUGGGUGUUCUGCACACCGAUGUGGCAUUGAUUCUGUGGCCUUGUACAGUCAGCUUGUGUCCAGCUCAUUUAUUUCACCAUGUCCCUGAUCGAGGGGACGUUAAUUACCUGUCUCUGUGAAUUAAGCAGCCCGUGAGCAGCAAGUUAUUGAGGAAUGUAAAUAAAGUCAUAGAGCGCUCAAGGAAGUAAAUAGCUUUGGUUUAAUCAUGUACUUCUAAGGUGCCAAUUUUUGUAUACUACUAUAUGUCAUGAUUUGUUCUAAAUUACUCAGUCCUUUUGAAAAAGAAAAGAAGUAAGGAUGUUUAAUGAAAAUGACCGUGGAAAUUCCUGAUUAACCAACAUACUUUAUACUUAUACUUAGAAACCUCCUGCUUAAUGGAUUUCAGUGAAGCUGGAAAGCUUGAGUGUAAUUGCCGUGACUAGUUUGAGUAUUUCUCCAGCCAGAAGGUGUAUUAGGGGUCAGAAUGCAGCACUUUACAGAACUGGAUUUUUUUUUUAAGUCUAAGCUUCCAGGUCUAGGAUAUUAUAUAGCACUUUGAAAGUUCCCCCUUUAAAAAAUAUAUAUCAGAAUAAUCGAAUGAGAAAAAUGUACUUGCAAGAACACAAAAUGUGUUUCUUCUGAAUGUUUCAAAUGUAUUCUAAAAGAUGGUUUCUAUAGAUAAUAUUAUGGUAGAUAACUGGAUAGCACAUUUAUUCUAGUUUCUGAGGCUGUACAGUCUAAUCUUUCUGAAUGUUUAGGCUGUUUAACUUCUGUAAUGAUAAUAAAUAUUAUCCAGUCAUCGAUCAUGCUAUAUCUAUAGGCUAUACCAUUCAGUGUGUGUGGGGCAAUGCUGUAUUAUAAAACACAUGUAAACAUAUAUGUAACCCGUGUUUAACUCAGCAUAGUUGUAGCAUGUGGUUGUAUUAAUGAACGUUACAGGACAGCUUUAUAAUCAUUUACAAAUCUGUAACAUUCAAUAAAGAAGCACAUGUUGCAAGGAUUAAUGAUGUUCCCAAUUCCAUGUUAUUUAGCAUCCUCGUGAAAUGGGCACUUUUGUUCCUGAUCUGCUUUAUGUUUUCCACAUUCCCGUAGACCACUGUAAAAUAUUUGUAUAAGCUGAUGUGCAUCUUCUAACCAGCCCUGUGAGCUGUGGUAGGCAAGUUGUGAUUCUGUGAAAGACAAACUGGCAUGUUAUACAAAAGACUAUAUGACAAAUGAACUGAAAAUAGUAUUUUAAGCUCCAGUUGAAUUAGGUGUUUGUUUACAUCUGCUAACCCAACGUGGAAGCAGUGUACAGUAUUUUAUAAAUAUGUUCACGUAGUAACACUGAUAUGUUUGUUUCUAGAUAAAGUGAUGCUAGUGUGUAGGUGGUUAUAUCCUUGUUCUAGAUAUUGCAUUAUAGCUCACUAUUCUUUAAUAAUAGUAAUGUGACUUAAAUGAAAUAAUCCCGCUCCAAAUCCAGUCUUAAUUUUGUGGCAACAAAAUGCAUGCACUGCUUUAUGCAUUUCUUUUGACUUUUUAAAGGCACUUAACAUUUUACUGUUGCCUGCUGUGACACUUAAACCACUUAGGAACUCACUCAAAAUGUCGGGCUUCUUACACUGUUUGGGGAUUAUGUCCAGUUUUUUUAAUUAAAAACAAAAAAGCAACCAAGGAUUUUUUAUUAUUUUUUUAAGCUCUGAACAAAUAAUAUGGACUAAAGUAUUAACCACAGGGCCUAUAGCUAUGCGAGACCUGGAUAUAGCUAGCCAAUACCACUUGGGUUUACCAAGGUCUAGGUGUUGGUGCAUCUGUGAUAUAUGAAAGGCAUGUUUCUGAUUCUUUAGGGCCAUUAGGUGCAAAUUGCUAAAACAGAGAUGAGAGAAGUCCAUUCGCGACAGUGUAGAAAUCCACAUAUCAGUAUGAAUGAAUCCAGUGGACAACAUAUGACCACGCUCCUACCUUGGGGCUUUUUUCACCUUCUAUGUGAGCCUGGCCCAGGGGAGGGUGAGAGAUGGGUGACUGGGUGUGUGAUUGAGCACUGGGUGACUCUGAAGAGUUUGCCUUGUAAGGAAAUCACCAUUUCAUUGUUAGAAGCCAUUCAACAUCUGGACAAGAGAGGGACCAAUUUGCACAAUUUACACAUCUUAUAAAUGAUGGCUUCUCAACGAGUAGAGAGAACUUUUCUCUCAGCCUGCACUGGCCUAAGCUUUCGCUUCUUUUUACCUGUCAAACAGUCUCUUUCUCAGAUUAGAGUCAACCAAAGGAGGGGUUGGUUCUGAUUUAAGGAAAACAAGAUUUUUUUUCCUUUUCUUUUGUAAUUCGUUUGAGAAUGUAGUUGUGUUACCUUUUCUCUGAUGAAUUCCUUGCACUGAUCGCUGAUAAUGAAAUCAACACAUGACCGUUUCUACAUGUCAUCUAAGAGAGGAAUUCGGUGGCCAAGUAAUCCCGACGGCGGUAAGAGUGAGGUGAAUUUUCCCUCCCCUAACUUACCUAGUCUGCUGGCCCCAUUAAACCUUCAGGCCAUUGCCUAUUUACACAGUGUUGUGUGCUGGGAAGUGAAAAGGACAUGUGUGGCCAGAAGGCCAUAGGCUUUCUGAUGAGCAUCAAUGCCAACCUUGACCCAGGCCUUCCUCUGGAGCAGGCAGACUGCUGAGAGCUGUGGGACACAGAGGGGUGUUCAGCCUUGUGCCUGGAUGCAUAGCCUUCUUCACCCCCUUAACUUUCUUCCUUUCUCUUGGCCCAGCACAAGGUGUUUUUUGCCAGACCAGUUGACUCUUGCUUCUAUUACCUCAAUACCCUCUGGACACUGGCACAGUAAACUGAAACAGUGGUUACAAACAUUCAGACUUUGUCCAGCCCUCACCUUCCCACUGACUUUUCAUCCUCCCUGCAACUUUACCCCACAUGCUCCUAACUUGGCUGGUGUUUGCAUCAGCCUCAUCAGUUCUUUGCCUAUCUGAAUCCCAACCCUCACAUCUUCACCCCAGCUUCUCACAUGUCAUCAGCACCGGCCAUCUACAUCUAGAUUGUGGGGUUGCAAACUCAAAUAUGUGGAGGGACUGGAUCCAGAACACAAAUGUGUCAACUGGGCUGGCGAAAGACAACAGGAAGGAGUUGGGUUUGUAGGGCACGAGAGAACAUGUGUCCUGCUGCAAAGACAUUCACUUUCAGAUGUGCAAACACUGUGGUAGCCAAACAAACGUGUCUGCCAGCAGCUUUCAGUCCCAGAGGCAAUAGUGUGGGACCUCUGAAUCAGAGCCAACCAGGAUCAUAUUCUUGAUUCCAACUUAGUGAGUAUAUACACAAAAUACACUGAGAAUGGAGGCGGGAGGGAAAGAAACUCACCCUUCUCAGGGUUCUUUCUGUUCUCCCAAAUGAUAUGUGCAUGUAUAUUUGCUAGCUGCAUCAUUCUGUACCUAAACUCAGGAUCUUUGUGAGGGAGAUUCAGAAGAAGAGUACCGUAGCAUUGUAUCGAGGCUUGUCCGCUUCCUGUCACUACAGUGUCUGACCUGAGUUUUUAUUGCUGCUCCUGCUGUGCAGAACAGUCCAUGCAGUGUACUGUACUCACAGCCGUUUCAUAACACAGAACUUAGACUCUCAUUUGUAAACGUUCUAACCAUAGUUUAUAAUGGGGAAAAUUAUUCAAAUAUCAUUUUUAAAUGAACUCCUAUAAACAAUUUUGCAGUUGGGUUUCUUAAAGAUACAUACAUCUUUUCGUUCUUUGUGUAUAGAUAGACAGUGGUUUGCAUAUCUAUCGACAUUAUAAAUAUAUAUAAAUCCUUAGAGGAAUUGUUCUUUUUUAAAGGUCUCUUAUUGGAUUCACAGUGCACUUUGAGCUUGUUCAUUUAGAUAUAUAAUUCAAAGCAAAGGUUGGCAGAUACUACGGGAGAAACUUUCUGAAAUUUCUGUAACAAAUGUUUUGCAAUAAAAAAAAAAACUCAGUAGUUCAAAACA
Molecule: messenger RNA, 12414 nt
Organism: Orcinus orca (killer whale)
Lineage: Eukaryota; Metazoa; Chordata; Mammalia; Artiodactyla; Delphinidae
Gene: TRPM3
Product: transient receptor potential cation channel subfamily M member 3
Exons: 27
Coding region: 267-5501 (1744 amino acids)
Biological process (GO): protein tetramerization; monoatomic cation transmembrane transport
Cellular component (GO): membrane
Molecular function (GO): monoatomic cation channel activity
Source: RefSeq, a predicted model, not a curated record